GCUUUGCAAUCAAAAGUCACCGCAGUGCACUGCUCCGCGACGUAUCGAAUAUUAUUUGUAAUGUCAUCUCCCGAGAAUAUCGCACGUAGUAUCCGAUGAAGAUCGUUCACUCGAUUGUCUCGGUGAUAGAAUUCGACGUGGUUCUUUAACGCGAUCGUCGUUCGUAAUGUAACUGUUUUAAAUAAAAAGAAAGCAAUAACGUAUCCGUCACCACAGUUUUACGUACGGUUCUUAUUGAUUUAUUUACUCUUCUAGUUUCUAAUCAAGCAUGGCGCUAGCCGUUUUCGACUACGUCGUGCUCGCGGUCGCGUUACUCGCGUCUGCCGCGAUCGGAUUGUAUUACCGGCUCACGGGAGGCAAACAGCAGACCGUACAGGAAUACAUGCUCGGGGACAGAAAACUGACCAUUAUACCCGUGGGGUUUUCAUUAAUGGCCAGUUUCAUGUGUACUACAUCAAUGUUUGGGCUGUGUGCCGAAAAUUAUCUGAGAGGAACGCAGUUUAUGGUCAUUAACGCAUCCAAUAUUAUCGGUACACCAAUUGUCGCUUACGUUUUCCUGCCAGUGUUCUACAAGUUGGGAUAUUUAUCUGUAUAUAAGUACUUGGAAGAGCGUUUCGGUAAGUCUACCAGGACCGUGGCGUCGGUGGCGUUCAGCGUGCAGACGAUCUUGCGCACCGCACUGGUGCUGUACGCGGCUUCGUUGGCUCUGACCGCGAUCACCGGCGUGUCGCAGACGCUGUCCAUGACCACCGUCGGCGUGCUGUGCACGUUCUACUCGGCCAUCGGCGGCAUCAAAGCCGUAAUCGUCACCGACUUGUUUCAGUCUUUGCUCAUGUUCGCAUCGGUUUUCACCGUUAUCGAAGUAGCCGCAGUCGAAGUAGGCGGCUUGUCGGAGAUCUGGAGGAUCGCUUACGAUCGCGGACGCGUGGAAUUUUUCAAUUUUCAGAUGGACCCGACGGUCAGGCACACGUGGUGGUCGCUGACGCUGGGCGGCGCGUUCACGUAUGUCUCGGUGUACGGCACCAACCAGGUGCAGGUGCAGCGGUACCUGACUAUGAAGGACUACGGGACGGUGGUGCGCACGCUGUGGUUCAGCUGGCCGAUCACCGCGUUCCUGUCGCUGUGCAUGUGCUUUGCGGGGCUGGCCGUGUUCACCAAGUACCGGGACUGCGACCCGAUCAAGGCCGGCAGAAUAGCCACCGGGGACCAGCUGAUGCCGCUGUUCGUGCUGGACGCGAUGGGCCGCACCGCCGGCCUGACCGGCCUGUUCCUGGCGGGCGUGUGCUCGUCCGCGCUGUGUUCCGUGUCCGCGGCCCUCAACUCGCUAGCUGCCGUCACGCUCGAGGACUACGUGACGCCGCUAAUCAACUUCGACAUCCCCGACCGUAGACGUGUGAUCUGGCUCAAAGUCUUGGUGAUCGGUUACGGAGCGCUGUCAAUAGCGUUGGCCUUCUGCGCGCAUUUCGUGGGACCACUGCUGCAAGCUUCGAUGACCAUAUUGGGCAUCACCGGCGGACCUAUAACGGCGGUGUUCACAUUGGGCAUACUCGUGCCGUACGUAAACCAAAAGGGGUGUUUGAUGGGUCUGGUCGUGGGAUUGCUGUUCUCGUUCGUUCUGGGUCUGGGAGGGCCUAAACCGCCGGUGAAAGAUUUGCCGACUUACGUUAACGGAUGUUUACCGAACUCGUUCAACGACUUCUAUUACAGUUCAAUGGCCACUACAACGGUGGUUCCCGAAGAAAGUUACAUGUAUUUGUUUAGGAUAAGUUAUAUGUACUUUAUUGUCAUUGGUUUCAUGAUAACAUUGGUAGUGACUUUGGUGGCAAGUUUGUUUUUCGAAUCAAACGUCAAUAACCUUGAUUCAAAACUAUUUUUCGCGUUCGUGUCAGAUGAGAUAGAAAGAAAAAACAUAGAAAGGCGAAAGAAGUAUUCAACCACAUCGAAAACUGUUACAUUUGCCAUUGAUUGUUAAAUUAUAUUAUGAAUUAAUAAACAAAAUAAGAAGCAUUUAUUAUUUCUGCCAACGUGCGAAAUAACAAUAAAGCGGGGAAAAAAUAUGUUUUUGUGAAAAUUAGUUCAUUGAUACCUUAUUUAUGGUAUCAUUAAUUUUGGUACCGUAUCGAUUUCUACGUUCCAACUUAUCAACCAACGUAUCGCAGGUUACGUACUUUUAAAAUAUAAAUUAAGUUGUACGUUCUUGUAUGUUUAAAUGUAUCAUAACUUUUUGUUUUUUUGAGUUAUAAUUUAUUUUAACAUAAAUGAUGGAUAAAACUGACGACGGUUAAAAUUGUAUUUUUUGUCGACAAUAAUUAUCGCCUACUGUUGGUGGUACUAUGGUACUAUGACGCUAUAAGUAAUAUUUAUUUUGUGGAAAAAAAAUCUACAUUGAUUAAUAUUAUAUGUAAACGAAUUAGUUUUAUAGUUACUACAGCAAAAAAAAAAAAAAUUAUGUAAAGCAAUCGUUCUCCAAUAAAAUUCCAUCAAAUUGUA
Messenger RNA from Sipha flava (yellow sugarcane aphid), 2490 nucleotides. RefSeq names its product putative sodium-dependent multivitamin transporter. Gene Ontology annotation, molecular function: symporter activity. The record is from RefSeq and is a predicted model, not a curated record. Bases 269 to 1972 code for a protein of 567 amino acids. NCBI's taxonomy places the organism in Eukaryota, Metazoa, Arthropoda, Insecta, Hemiptera, Aphididae. Gene Ontology annotation, biological process: transmembrane transport; sodium ion transport. Gene Ontology annotation, cellular component: membrane. The transcript is spliced from 9 exons.